Messenger RNA from Silurus meridionalis, 478 nucleotides. RefSeq names its product histone H4. Gene Ontology annotation, biological process: nucleosome assembly. The transcript has a single exon. Gene Ontology annotation, cellular component: nucleosome. Lineage: Eukaryota; Metazoa; Chordata; Actinopteri; Siluriformes; Siluridae. The coding region runs from base 117 to 428 and encodes 103 amino acids. Gene Ontology annotation, molecular function: structural constituent of chromatin; protein heterodimerization activity; DNA binding. The record is from RefSeq and is a predicted model, not a curated record.
GGUUUUAGGUCCGCCCCCUCGCCUGUUCUCAAGUAGGUCCUGUGGAGAGAGAAUAAAUAGGCGGGCAUUGCGCGGGGCUUCUUUAUUGAGCAGCUUGACUUUGUGAGAGCAGCACCAUGUCUGGAAGAGGAAAGGGUGGCAAGGGACUCGGCAAAGGAGGCGCUAAGCGCCACCGUAAGGUUCUGCGCGAUAACAUCCAGGGUAUCACUAAGCCGGCUAUCCGCCGUCUGGCUCGCCGUGGUGGUGUUAAACGUAUAUCCGGUCUGAUCUACGAGGAGACUCGUGGUGUACUGAAGGUGUUCUUGGAGAACGUCAUCCGCGAUGCAGUCACAUACACCGAGCAUGCCAAGAGAAAGACCGUCACCGCUAUGGAUGUGGUGUAUGCCCUGAAACGCCAGGGACGCACUCUUUACGGCUUCGGCGGUUAAACGCUUACCUACCAAAUAACGUUAACACAACGGCUCUUUUAAGAGCCACC